CGCGGGGUUGCCAGCGGCGCCAGCGGCGGCCGCCAGGGGGCGCGCGCUGGGGGUGCGGGGGGCGGGGCCUCCCAUCGCUUCCGGCGGCGGCGGGUCGGCCAUGGCGGGAGCGGCGCUGCGGCUGCUGGGCCCGGCGGCGCGAAGGGCGGCGAGCGGCGCUCCGUGCCGGGCUCACCGCCUCACCCCGGCGGACGACGAGCUCUACCAGCGGACGCGGGUGACGGUGCUGGAGCCGGAGUCUCCCAACAUCAUGUUCAUCGAGGGCUACACCAGCCGCGGCUUCACCGUCAGCGGGGACCUGGUGGUGGGACCCUGCGCCAUCCUGCCCCGCGCCAUCCUGCAGUGGAACGUCGGCUCCUACAAGGACAUCACGCAUGACAGUCUGUCACUGUUCCGGCUGCUGGAGCCCCGAAUAGAGAUCCUGGUGCUGGGCACAGGAGACAGGGUGGAGCGGCUCCACCCCGCCGUGCUGAAGCAGAUGCGGGUGUGCGGGAUCGCCGUGGAGGUGCAGGACACGCCAAAUGCGUGUGCAACCUUCAACUUCCUAACAAGUGAAAAACGUAUGGCAGCUGCUGGGCUCAUCCCUCCGCGGGGCACCUACACGGGGGCUCUUCCCUUGCCUGCCUGAAGCCCCCGUGUUUCACCACUCACCGCGAGGAAAUGCUUUGGACUAAACUGCUGGAGCUGCUGGCUGGGUGGUGGCUCUGCUCACAGGAGGGUGUUGUGACAUGCAUGGACUCAGCUGUGACCCAGAGUCCCUGGCUUCUCAGCCUCGUUUCCCAGUCCAGGCAUUGCUGGCAGCUCCACACCCACAGCCCCGCUGUUCUGCCACGGUGCUGCCCGCUGCCUUGGCAGCAAGAAACUGUCACCCCAAGGCUGGUGGGAUGAGCUGCACCACCCCCCCCCACCCAGGUGCAUUUAGGGCUAUACAAGGAAAAUACACGUAAACUGGAAGUACAAAGGAAUUGCAUGGUAGUUAAUGCACAGAGUGAGGCUGUAAUGUACCCGAGGUAUGUGUGCUCGUCACCCUGCGGAGUUGGUGGGGGAAUGUGGGCUGGCUGCUGCAGCUCCCUGGGCAGCAUGUGUGGUGCCAGAGCUGCCACCUGCCAGCAGCGCCCCCGGCACGGCAGCACCGACAGCUGGUGUGACCCGGCUGGCACUGGCCUGCCCAGGGCUCUCCAGCGCGGUUUAGUGCUGCCCCUCAGCACAGGUGUUCUCGUGAAGCUGCCAUUGGUCCCUGGGUGCUACACCCUGUCUUCCUGCAGGCUCAGCUCAAGCAGGGGACAGUCGCUGUCCUGGCCCCUUGCACUGACUCACGGUUGGGGAUGUCACUCCUGGGGCAGGGGGUUUGUGCACCUAAUCACAACCUCCUGCCUCAAACCCUGCCGCCUCUGCAGUCCCCAGCCCUGAGUCAGGUCAUGGGGUGGCUCUGCUUAACGAGGCAGCUGUAUUAAUGAGCAUUUCACACAAUUAUGUUGUAAUUCACGACUGGUUUUAGUAUCUGUAAAUCUAAUUUGACAUCACUGUG
This is a messenger RNA of Columba livia (rock pigeon), 1528 nucleotides long. RefSeq names its product NADH:ubiquinone oxidoreductase complex assembly factor 3 (gene NDUFAF3). Lineage: Eukaryota; Metazoa; Chordata; Aves; Columbiformes; Columbidae. Gene Ontology annotation, cellular component: mitochondrial inner membrane. The transcript is spliced from 5 exons. Gene Ontology annotation, biological process: mitochondrial respiratory chain complex I assembly. The record is from RefSeq and is a predicted model, not a curated record. The coding region runs from base 101 to 628 and encodes 175 amino acids.